Orycteropus afer afer is the source of this 696-nucleotide messenger RNA. The record is from RefSeq and is a predicted model, not a curated record. NCBI's taxonomy places the organism in Eukaryota, Metazoa, Chordata, Mammalia, Tubulidentata, Orycteropodidae.
AUGAAACCACCACUACCCCCUGGAGUUAAGUCAUUUGGGGAAAGGAUUGUGCUUUUCAUUCUAAAUGUCGUUAUUUUUGGAAGAUUGGAGAGAAAUCUGGAUGCUGAUGACAUGUUUUUUUUACCUCACUCUGUGAUGGAGCAAGCUAAAAUUUUAUGGAGGAAUGGAGCAGCUGUUGGAUUUUACACAACCAAAAUGAAAGGCAGCCUGUGCAGUAAAGGCAGUGGGGCAUGCUACACGCUGCCCGUCUUCGAUACUGUAUUCAUCCGGCAGCAGCACCGUCGCCAGGGCCUGGGGAUGGCCCUGCUGCAGGACUUCUGCGAGACCUUCCAAGAGGACAAGGCCCUGGGGGUCAGUUGCCCCAUUUCUCCUGCCAUGCUCCAAGUACACCCAGGGGACUCAGACGAUGGGAGCAGCCAUGGGCAGAGCUAUCAGGAAUAUGGACCCAGACCAUCUGGUGAUGGAGAAGUCAACAAGGCCAGUCCGCACAAGAGGGCUCAAGAUUCGCGGGCUCCAGACACCAUAGACCGGCUGGAGACCCGCGAGGCCACGUACCUGGCUCACGCGAUUCCCGGUCGCCGAUCGCGGAACUUCGCAGACACCCUGUAUGGCCACGAGAUGUCGCUGUUGCACUAUUCUGCCGGCGCCCGCCUGCCUGCUUUCCAGGUUCCCACAGAAGUCUUCGACGUGAAAUAA